GUGCAGUGACUCCAGGAUGGACGGAGCGCGUUUGGUUCCAAUUAGAGCGUCUCGACGCUGACCCGCUGCCCUGCGCGCGGUAAUGUGAAACCAAGCCCCCGUGGCGCGCGGCGCAGCGAUCAGGCGAGCGGAGCCGCACAGUUGCGCACUUACACGUUACACGUCCCAUCCCACUCGGGACCCGCAGAAGCUCCGGCGCACGGCGGAGCGACGGCAAUGGCCGAGAAGUAGCCGCUCGAGUGGACCUGUUUUGCCGACCGCCGUUCUCUCGGAGGCUUCCAGCGCACCGCCGCGGCCAUGGGAGGGAUCUGUCAGAGGAGGAGGAGGUGGGGGUGGGCGACUCUGCUGGCGGCCGCGCUGCUCAGCCUCCUGCUCGGAGGGAUGCCCCGGAGCGCCGCGUUCCCCUCGUGGAGGACCGAGGAAGAAGCUUACACCACCGUGUUGCUCAUCGGAAUGCGCAAAGAGGCCCACUCGCAUGUGCUGCACCUCUCCAGGAACAAGCGCUACACCCUCACCCCGGAGAAGCUCAAAUGGGACAAGUUCAAGCUCACCUACAAGUUGCUCUCCUACCCGACAAAUCUGAUCAACGCCACGGACACGCGACGAGGCAUCGCCAAGGCCUUCGCCAUGUGGAGCGACGUCUCUCCUUUCAGCUUCCGAGAAGUGCCAGCGGACCAGGAGGCGGACAUUAAGAUCGGCUUCUACCCGGUCAACCACACAGACUGUCUGCAGUCCUACUUGCACCACUGUUUCGACGGUAUCACGGGAGAAUUGGCCCACGCCUUUUUCCCGCCGACGGGCGAGAUCCACUUCGACGAUCACGAAUACUGGAUUCUGGGGAACAUGCGGUUCAGCUGGAAGAAAGGGGUUUGGCUCACGGACUUGGUCCACGUGGCCACGCACGAGAUCGGCCACGUGCUGGGUCUGAUGCACUCCAGGGAUCCGAAAGCCAUCAUGCACCUGAACGCAACGCUGACCGGACGCAAGCUCAUCACGCAGGACGAGGUGUGGGGUUUGCACCGUCUCUACGGAUGUUUGGACCGGUUCUUCAUCUGUCCGGCAUGGGCUCGGAAAGGCUAUUGUGAAAGCAAGCGCAAGCUGAUGCAGAAGCACUGCCCGUCCAGCUGUGAUUUCUGUUACGAAUUCCCUUUCCCAACUCUGGCUCCCACCCCGAAACCUCCGAGGACCAAACACAAGCUCGUGGUCGAGGGCAAAAAGCUGACGUUCCGCUGCGGGAAGAAAAUCGCGUCGAAGAAAGGCAAAGUAUUCUGGUACAAAGACGGCGAGCUUCUGGAGUUUUCACACCCAAACUACUUCUCUUUGAAGGACGACCACAUCACUAUCGUGGCCAACGCCAUCAACGAGGGCACGUACACCUGCAUCGUGAAGAAGAAAGACAAAGUUCUCACCAACUACUCAUGGAGAGUGCGCGUGCGAUUCUGAACUCGACACGCGGCGCACAUGCUUCAUUCACUUGGGCACAUAUUUCUUUCUUUUUCGACUCUCUGUUCCAUGUACUGUUGACGGUCAUUGUGCAAAUUUCAUGAUGUGAGCAAAGCAAAAUAAAAUCAACAUUCCAUGA
Molecule: messenger RNA, 1582 nt
Organism: Hippocampus zosterae (dwarf seahorse)
Lineage: Eukaryota; Metazoa; Chordata; Actinopteri; Syngnathiformes; Syngnathidae
Gene: mmp23ba
Product: matrix metallopeptidase 23ba
Exons: 8
Coding region: 298-1443 (381 amino acids)
Biological process (GO): collagen catabolic process; proteolysis; extracellular matrix organization
Cellular component (GO): extracellular matrix
Molecular function (GO): zinc ion binding; metalloendopeptidase activity
Source: RefSeq, a predicted model, not a curated record